GUGUGCAGUUGGUGAAGGAGGAGGGAGGGGUGUAUCCUAGCGGGGAGCUUUUCCCUGUUGUAGUAACCAAGCGCACGCCGACUGCCAGCCAUUACUUCACUGCAGCAACAAUCAGCCCCUUCGUACUUAGUGAGCCAGACACUCUAACCUGUCUGUCCCCUCCUCUUUUCUCUCUCUCCCCCACUCCCUCUGCAUAUUCAGCAGCGCUGCCCUCCUCUCCUCCUCAUCACUUUGCCACUCCUGCGGCACUGCUCUUUGCUUGUAGGGGGACACCGGCCCUGCUCCUCACCCACUGAUUCUGCAUGACUGUCACAAAGAUGUCAUGGCGUCCGACCUACCGAAGCUCCAAGUUUCGAAAUGUGUAUGGAAAAGUAGGCAACCGGGAGCACUGCUUCGACGGCAUCCCCAUCACCAAGAACGUCCAUGACAACCACUUCUGUGCCGUCAACUCCAAGUUCGUGGCGGUCGUCACCGAGAGCGCCGGCGGGGGCUCCUUCAUUGUUAUACCUGUUUCCCAGUGUGGCCGCCUGGACUCUCAUUACCCAAAAGUGUGCGGCCACCAAGGCAAUGUGCUGGAUAUCAAGUGGAACCCCUUCUUUGAAAACAUCAUAGCAUCAUGCUCCGAGGACACCUCGGUCAGAGUGUGGGAGAUCCCAGAGGGCGGCCUGAGGCGCAACAUGACGGAGGCGGUGCUGGAGCUGUACGGUCACAGCAGACGCGUGGGGCUCAUAGAGUGGCACCCCACCAGCAGCGGCAUCCUCUUCAGCGCAGGCUACGACUAUAAGAUCCUGAUCUGGAACCUGGAGAUCGGAGAGCCGGUGAAAAUGAUCGACUGCCACACUGACGUCAUCCUCAGCAUGUCCUUCAACACGGACGGCAGCCUGCUGGCCACCAGCUGCAAAGACAAGAAUCUGCGUGUCAUUGAGCCGCGCUCUGGGAGAGUCCUUCAGCAAGCCAGUUAUAAGAACCACCGCGUAAACCGAGUCGUCUUCCUGGGAAACAUGAAACGACUGGUCACGACGGGAGUUUCUCGCUGGAACACCCGGCAGAUUGCUCUGUGGGAUCAGGAGGAUUUAGCCAUGCCAAUUGUGGAAGAGGAUAUCGACGGCCUCUCGGGACUGUUGUUUCCCUUCUACGACUCCGACACACACAUGUUGUACUUGGCCGGCAAGGGGGACGGCAACAUCCGUUACUUUGAAAUUACCACGGAGAAGCCAUACAUCCAGUACCUAAUGGAGUUCCGGUCUCCGGCCCCACAGAAGGGACUGGGUGUGAUGCCAAAGCACGGGCUGGAUGUGUCAGCCUGCGAGGUGUACCGCUUCUACAAGCUAGUCACGCUGAAGGGUUUGAUUGAGCCCAUUUCAAUGAUUGUGCCAAGGAGGUCAGACACAUACCAGGAGGACAUCUACCCCAUGACAGCAGGAACCGAACCUGCCAUGUCUGCCAGCGAAUGGCUGAGUGGCAUUAACAGAGACCCAGUCUUGAUGUCGCUGAAGGACGGUUACCACCGGCCAAACCAGUUAGUGUUCAAGGCCCCAGUGAAGGAAAAGAAGAGCGUGGUAGUCAAUGGUAUCGACCUGCUGGAGAACGUACCGCCCAGGACAGAGAACGAGCUCCUGCGGAUGUUCUUCCGGCAGCAGGAUGAGCUGCGGCGGCUGAAGGAGGAGCUGACCACCAAGGACGUGCGAAUACGCCAGCUGGAGCUGGAGCUCAACAACCUGAAGAACGUUAGCCCCAACAACGUCUGACCUCUCAGCCUUCUGGACUGGCAAAGCUGCUUCCUUUGCCCACCCCCCCCCCACUCAAUAUUUCUGACCUCCGACAAGCUUCUGAGCCCCUCCCGCCCUGCUUUUUUGAUAUACCACAUGAUAUCAUAACUUCAUUCCUGCAGCCCUGCAUAAUGCACACAAUAAUAUGCUAACUGUUGGGAUUAUGUCUUAACUGAUGCAAUUACUGGAAUAUUGUAGUGGAGACAGGUCAGGGAUUGCCACUGAAACAUUGAGAAGAUGAUACGGGAAAUUUGAGAUCAAGUCAAUUUUAGCAUUUUCCGUUUUUAUAAAUUGAUAUUAUUAAGUAUAAUGACCACUUAUUGAAUAUUUUCAGCCACGCCGCCUCCGUACUUGUCUUAUUAUGCCUGCCCUGCUGUCCAUGUGGCAAUGCCUUGAUUGCCUUGCAACGGUCCCCAGACUCUGGAGGAUAAAAAAGACUACCACUGCCUCCUGUUUUUCUUUCCCAAUGCCUUAGUCCCUGCUGCAGACCCACUUUGCAGCGAGCUGCAACACCACCUCAAAAUGGAGGACGCAAAGUAGCUCUGCACCUUUCAGACGAGAAGAGUUUCGCAGACACGGGAUCAUGUUUUUCACAAAGCUGCUCAUCCCUUAACUUUUUUUUUUCUCAGAUACAAAUGUUGACUAUAAAUUUAAUUCGCUGACAUGUAGAUCCCCCCCCCCCCCAAAUGCAGUUUUAUUCCCAUUGAUAGCAGUUAGUCUUUAUUUAAACGGUGGGAAAGCAGCAGAGGAGACGUGGAUGUGCAGCUGGUGAACUUGUGACUAAUACAGUCUCAAGGGAAGAUUCGCUGAUUGCUUCUGGUUAUUUAGGGCUAAUUUUGAGGACGGGCUCGGGGGUGUUAAUGUAUAUUUGCUUCUAUUUAUUUGUCACCUCUUACCCUUUUAGCUAAUAACGUGGAUAUUUGUUAAUCCCACUGGUUUUGUACGAUGGUUGUGAUGCUUGAUUUUGCUGAAUGUUUCCAAUUUACAUGGUUUUUAGAGCUUUGACGCAUAACUUCAGAUAAGUUACGAAGCUAUUGCCUACUCCUAACAGAACAAACCGUAACAAUUGCCAUCCUUUCACAUUUAAACUAGUAGUACAUUACCAUUACUGAGACGUGUAUGCCUGUAGAUGUGUUGCCCUUAAGAAAUAAGGUCAAUUGCCUCUCCUCUCCUCCACGUGUACCAUCAACACACUUAAAUGAAUCUUUUUUUUAAAAAAAAAACAAAUAGACUCCUUUCCUUUAGCUUUAUAUUUAAGAGAAAUUAAUUAAGUAACAUUUAAUCGGGACAAGUAAAACAGCAAAGUUACCAGAAAGAUACUGCGAAUGUUCAUGAAGUCAUCAGUGUCAAUCAUCUCAUCACUAAUUCUGCUCUACGGGGGUUUAAGAAAAGUAAAAAGAUGAAUCCAAUACGUGGUUGGAACUAUGUAAUUUGUAAGUAACACAUAUGUGAAGGACUAAAGGUAAUAGUAGUGACAUUGUAGGUGCAAAGCUUUGUAGCUUCAGUUGAACUAAUUAAUGGUAAACCACAUGUGAUGUCUGUUUCUUGCAGGUAAAAUGAAAGGUUCCAGUGAAGGUAGACAGUGAGAAAAGGAUCUUCCAGGUAGAUGAGCAGCAGAGAAAGACGAGAAGCCAGAGUUUCAGGGCCGUUGACGUAGGUAACUGAGGACUCAAAAUCAACCUCUAAAAUGUUCGCUUUAGGAUAGCCAUGCAGAUUAACCCUUACGCUUUUCAAAUAACUCUUCAAGUGGUAUUUAAGAUGGAAGAACUUCAAGUUUGUCUGGUGUCUGAACCUUUAGGUGAUCAAAUAAACCAGGGCUCAAAUUUGCUCAAUCUCUGGUAGCAUUGUGGGUCUAUAUGGAACAUUUAACAUGAUCUGUUGUAUGAAACGUUCUUCCUGGAUUGAUUUUCUUUCUGUGUGAAAAAUGAAAGACUCGUCAUCGAUACCCGGAAAAUGUGUCGACACGUUUUCACUUUACCGCUGUUGCACAAGGACCACAAACGUCAAAAACAUAUAUAAAAGGGAUUUAUUGAAGUGAAUGGGAGGGAGAAAAAAAGAAACUGAAUUUGGCUGAUGACAGUGGAUUUAACAGAGUGAAAAAUCACUGAGGUAGGCCAAUUUGACCAUUGCGUACACUAGAGAAAACAAAGUCCAAAUAACUGACCGUUUUCCAGAGUUUACACUUUGAAACAAAUAAAUUUUCAAUGCACAUAA
This is a messenger RNA of Mugil cephalus (flathead mullet), 3983 nucleotides long. It is a transcript of the gene coro2ba, whose product is annotated as coronin, actin binding protein, 2Ba. The coding region runs from base 303 to 1748 and encodes 481 amino acids. The record is from RefSeq and is a predicted model, not a curated record. Gene Ontology annotation, biological process: actin filament organization. The transcript is spliced from 12 exons. Gene Ontology annotation, molecular function: actin filament binding. NCBI's taxonomy places the organism in Eukaryota, Metazoa, Chordata, Actinopteri, Mugiliformes, Mugilidae.